This is a messenger RNA of Diversispora eburnea, 125 nucleotides long. Lineage: Eukaryota; Fungi; Glomeromycota; Glomeromycetes; Diversisporales; Diversisporaceae. The record is from the annotation of a GenBank genome assembly.
AAGCUGGUUCAUCAUCCCAAAAUAAUCCAGUUCCACAAAUUGUUUCAGAAUCAGAUCAAGACUCUAUAAUUCAAAAUAAUCCCGAUACAAACUUGGGAGAUAUUAGUGAUAUUAUUCAGGAAGAU